AUGCUGGACCUGCUGUCGCCUCUGCGUGGCUACAUCGCGCAGAGUCUCCAGUUCUACUUGAGCAAGUACAUUGAGGACAUCCAGCUGGAGCGACUGGGGCUGUUUGGCGGCGACCUCGUGCUCAAUGACCUCAAAAUCAAGCGCCACGUGCUGCGCGAGAGUCUCGACAUUCCCUCGAGCUUCGACUUCUCGCGUGGCUUCAUCCGAGAGCUGCGGAUCCACAUUCCCUGGACACAGCUGCUGUCUCAUCCUAUUGAGGUGAAGCUCUACACGAUUGAGCUCAUCCUGACGGCCAAGAACGAACAGCCAGAGCAGCGAGCAGCGAGAGGAUCGACGGUGAGCACAGCAGGAGCAGCAGCGGUCGGGAAAAAGGAACAAGAAGAAGAGGAGGAGGAAGAGCGGUCAAAGAUGGAGCAUCCUAAGUCUGGAUGGAUUCACGACACUUUGCAGACGAUAUUGUCCAAUAUUAGCGUCCAGGUGAACAACCUCGUGCUCAAGUACGAGCAUGAUGACAUUGUGUUCUCCAUUGCGCUGGGGACUUUGGACUUUUAUUCUGCAAGUGAGAGUAGCGGGUGGAAACGAUGCUUUGACCAGCUUAAGGGAGAAAAACGCGUGAUCUGUAAAAGUGUUGACGCCAAAGAUGUGACCAUUUUUCUUGAUCGGUACAUGAGUACCAAACAUAGCACGGCGGGAGACCCCGUGCGGCGGAAUGUGAUUGGCUACGAGGUGCCGGUGCUAAGCCGGACGUCGGCUUCGGUCCGAGCCAAGUUGCAGCUCUUCUCUACCACCGCGAGCGGCGGCCAGAAUGAUCGCAGCAAUAGUCCUAUUUUUUCAAGGUCCCCUGUGCACCAACAACGAAGUACGGUGAAUCAUAAUGUUGCUGAAAGCAGCAUGUUUGAUGAAGGCGGAUUGUGUGCAUAUAGACCGUCUGAGCUGUGCGACCCGUUCUACCCUUACUCGUGCCGUCGCUCAUGCGUGACACCCAUGUACGAGGUGGAUGUUUUUAUUGGUAAACUGUCCUUCUCCGUUAGCGACAGCCAACUAGAAAUGCUGAAUCAGCUAAUCAAGAACGCAAGCAGCAAGAUGAAACAGUCUCACGAGCUGCCGUUCCAAGGACGCAGUCCAGAUCACGUACCAAGCGGUGGCAAGAAAGCAAAGCGCCCCUCUGUUUCUCACAUUCCUGCUAUUCCUGUUGUGAAUUCAAGCGGAGGAAAAAAGAUGAACCGCUUUGCUAAGAAGCAAGAGUCAUGGCUCGGCUGGGCGAUAAAUGCUCUAGGUACAGCUGGAGAUGAAAAAGAGGAGGAUGCACUAGUUUCUGAGCUGCUUGCCGAGACAAGAAUGGCCUUGCUUAAGGUACAGCCACCAAGCAACCAGGGUGAUGAGGAUCCACUGGUCAUCAAUGAUGCAGCUACUAAGAUGUUUUGUGUACGGCUGUGCAUCAGCUCGGCAUCUAUGAUGUUGCGGAAGCAUGAAAGUGCGGGUCAAGAAGUGGAGCAUCAAGACUUUGCGACCACCGAAAGCGGAGAAGAGCUUGUUCCGGUAGCAAACCUCGGUAUGGUGAGGGUUAUAGCGCAAAAGACGAGAAGAAAAAUAGCUCGACCAGCCGUGCCUAUUUUGAGCAUACAUCUCAGCUACGUUGCGAUUGAGGCGCUUCUACCACGCAAAGGAGAACAAAAUGGACUCGAUUUGGUGCUCGAAAUUGAUAAGGUCGAGCUGACAUCGGUGACAGUCAGCGAAAAUCGAGAAGAUUUGACAUGUAAAAGAGGGCAGAUCUUGCUCACAUGGGGCUCAACUGAUUCAGUUCACGUCCCCGACUAUGUCUCUCAUCCGUACUUCACCAACUCAUUUUUUGACGAAGAGGCAACACGAUGGAAUCGACGUGAAGAGCGGAGCUCUGAAAUUAUCAAAGUGGGUUUGGAUGCUGGUGUUCCUACUUGGAAAACGUUGGAACCCAGUAGAAACUUGGGGGGACAUUUGGAUCUUCCUUGUGAGUGUUUUACAAUAUGGGAUGGCGAGCGUAUUCCUUGUGUCCCGAUAGCCACUUUGUCAUUAAUUUGUCAUGACACGAUAAGGAUCAUUGGAAUAAAGGAGCGAAUUCUCGACGAAGGCAUAUUAUCAAAUGCCGUAUCCACCGCUUGGGCUUCCCAUGACUGCUCGAUUGUACUUUUAGAUGAAAUGACUCGUUCCCUUGUCUCGAUCGUGAAGGAAUAUCGCGUCUUCCGGAAUCCCGAUGUCGGAGCUCUGGACAAUCUGACCCGUCUACUCCAGCCCCAAUUGAAUUCACUAUUUGCUCGUUACACACUACACUCGUGUUCAGCGUCUUCGCUCUUCUUGUCGUCUGACGGCACCAAUGUUCGAUGCCGGAGUCUUCAUUCGGCACUGCGCCUGCACUUGGCAUUAACGUCAACCUCCACGCAUCGUAACGAACCAUCGGCCAGCAGUCAUACGAACGAGAAAAGGUCUUGUAAGGUGUUGGACGUAUCUAUCGGCGCUGUUCGUGCUAUAUUGGAUCCAUCAAAAUGUUCGGAGAUAUUGGAAGCGCUGUCCAUUAUCGUGCGUGGUAGCGAAGCUAACAAGGGCACGACGGAGACCGCAAAUCCUAGGUCUAUGAUAUCAGACACGCCUCAUGCGGCGCACAGUACUCAGUCUGUCCUGGAAAAGGACGUUAAGUUGGUCACGGUUAGCAGUAUCCAUAUAUGUCUGCCAGAUCACUCUGCAGCAGAAAAGAAGGAAGAUGAGCUGGAAGCUAGUGCUUGUAAUGAUCUGAUUGUUAUCGCGCGCGACUUUGCGUGGUCAGGAGCCAGUAAUCCGGGUCGCAAUGAGCGCUGUCAAUAUCUUGGCACGUUAUCCGUACAUUUGACACGACCAUCGAGUCAACUCACGCCGAUGACGCUUGUAGAAGCACUGGGGUUGAGUUGUUCAGUCAUGAAUAGCUCAGCUGAUGGAGACGUCAAUGUCAGUUUAUGCGCGAAUCUGGCCAAAUUGAAGCUCGGUAUGAGUACGUCUGCCGCGCAGGAUGUUGCGUCAAUGAUAAACAGCAUAGCAAGCCCUUUUGGAUACCCCGUUACGUGGGAACCACUAGUUCUGACGCCGAAAGUGUUGCGAACUGCUUUUCAGAUUGAAGCGUGCGGGGUUGGGGUUUCCGGAGCAGUUUGUAAUCGACCCAGGCUGGUGAUGGCUCAGCGCCAAUCGUUCAGCGCUGGAGCUGCAUCAAUCAGCGCCAAUAUGACAAGGGCAGGACGCAGAAGAGAAGUCAUACUGCAAGGCGGUAUUGCCCCGACAACGGCCGGUACAACGGGGUUGACUACGCCACUAUUGAAGCUUGAUGUUUUGCAAGAUCAGUCAUCGGGUGCACUAAAUGCCUUAUCGCUCCUUCACCCGCUUGGUCUUUUUUCUAUGAUCAAUGGACCUUUUGCAGCAGCUUGUGUGCAUUACCAUCUUGCGAUGAAUGCGCAGCUUGCGCGAGUGUUCGUGGACGUGCAAGGUGUGUUACAGACCGUAGAUGCUACUUUGAGUCUUGUGCAAGGAGUGAAGGCAAAUUUGCCGCCUCAAAAAGAGUUGGGUCCCCAAGGGGAAGACUGCGAACGAAAUGCAAUGGCAAAGGAUGGUUUAGAAAAUGGCUUGGCUGAUUGGAGCUUCAAGAUUAACCUGAAAGCUGCCGGUGCAGACAUACGUUUGAACGAAGCGCUCCAACUGAAGGUGCCAUUACUAUCCGUAUCGUCAGUAAACGUGGACGCAGGACAGCUAGCCCAUGUAAGAGCUGGAGGGGCUCUUAAGGUCGAAUGUGCUAUGAAAGAUGUGACAAUAAGCGCAUCUGAAAAUGGUGUCCUCAAAGACGUGGAAGACUUGAACGUGCUAAGUAUUCAGGGUAUUCAUGUGUCGAUCGACAUUUCGCACAGUCUCGCCGACUGCCGUCACGCGUUCGCGGUGGAUACAACACUUUGCGUAUCAAGUAUUCAGGCAUCGCUGUCUCGAUUGAAGCUUAUGUAUCUCUUAAAGCGUUAUAUCAGUGAGGCUAAAGCAGAGCAAAGGAAUUUGCUGUUUGAUCAAGAUCCAGAGCAGCGAAAGCCUGAUGAAUCCGAGAUUGGUAGCAGAGAAAAUACGUACAGUCAGUGGUAUUGGAGAUUGGGUGCUCAGGUAGACCAUGUCGGUAUUGCAUGCACGGCUGAAAUUAGUCGUCAGUCGGUUCGCCGCAGUCAACGAACCAGGGUGGUUGUGGAUAGCAAGAUAGUAAAUUUUGCUGCGGCUGCCCGUGUUGGCAACCAUCAUCCCGCUCGGAACGACCUCCACCCAGCUACAGGAUGCACGAGCUUUACAGAUUUGCAGGCGACUGUGGGUGAUGUCCAGGUUGUGGAGAAACUCCAAAAUGUGAGGCGCGAGAUUCACACUGCGUUCGGUGAAUUCUCGUGCUUACAAGAGCACGCAUUUCUGGGUAUCUUGGUAUGCCUAGAUUUGUCGGAUUUGCAACGUCUUACCGAGGCCAUAAGUGUGUCAAAUUCUUUCAUAUCGGACCAGCAAUCGCUGCCACUUGCGAUGCUGUCGUGGCAUUUAACAAGCUGCUUGGCUAAGUCAUUCCAUGGAGCACAUGCUAAACAGCUGCGAAGCGAGGCUACAAGAAAGAGCUUCACUGCAGAAAUCCCGCUUAUCAUGUCCUGGAUUGACUCAGCGUUGACAGCUUCCCCUUUCCCGCUGCUUUCGGUAUUUUAUCGCAAUUACAGUGAGGCUGGCCUCCCUCGUCAUGUGUUUGCGGGUUCCGUGGAGAGCGUGGACGCUGCCGUGACAACGUCAAGUCUAUACUGCCUCGCUUCACUAUCGAACGUGGGUGAUGAGUCGGCCAGCUCAUUCAGCUUAAAGAGCAGGACUAGAGUGAGCAAAUUUGAUGAUUCGACCACAAGAGCUCCAUCUCUACCUGAUGCUGUCCCCUGCGUAUCUUUGGCAACCAUAGAAGUGUCUGUUUUGUUUGGUUGCAUUCGCUUGUUCCUCCCAAGUGAAUUUCUCAUGGAUGGUAUUAUGUUAGCACGGCCAGUAUCAGGGAAUGCAUUUGUCGUGUUAGAAUCAUUGUCAGUGGCAUCUGCCGUGCGAAAUAACAUUUCGCUGGAUGGGCUGGGCUACCCUCCGUUCAACUCGAGGGUCUUGCCGAGGCGAGCCACGGUUCAAGCACGGCGGUUUGGCCAGUCACAGCUGCGGAUCGGAUGUCGAGCCGGAAAGAUUACGGGUCACAUUGCUCAGCUGGAGUUUAAUGAGUUCGUCUCUGCUCAUAAAAUGUGCAAUGAGAUAGGCCCAUUCGAAAGACAUAUCGGUGGUGUGGCGGGACGUGUAGCACAUUUCUCAGAUGUGGUGACCUUUUGGUCGCCGCUCAACGUGACAUGCAGUCUCGAAGAAAAAUCUUUUGCCACAAGUGAAGGUGGUGGUACAGGAGUGAAAUUCUUUGCUACUAUUGCAGUGACCAAGUGGAGACUUGACCUUGACAAAGCAGUGUUUGACGUGUUAUUCAAUCGAGUGUCGGGGGUAAGUAGAGGGAUCAGUGAUUUUAUCCGAUCCAUUGUGAGGCCCUCACAGGUAAAGCCAGUGCAGCGUUCACCAUUACAGAAGCGUUCUCCAGCGCUCAAGUACAUGCACAGACUAGAAAUAUCGUUCACGUGCGAUGGGAUCGAGAUGCAUACUUUUGAUUCGGACGGAGCCAUGCAUGUUCGCAUAGGAGCCAUCGCCCUAGCGCACGACAGUUCAACGCUUUCUGGUUGUGCGUCUAUUCAAAAUUUGGUAGUUGGUCACCGAGCAAUGGAAAAUGCACCGAGCUCGACAGACAUUGCGGUUGCAAUCGAGGAAGUGGUUUUUGGUCCAAAUGCCGAGCCAAGCUUGUGGCAUUUGUCUGUGGAAAACUAUCCCGAAAAGCUGGUUGCCGCGAGGUGGAAUUUUGGAGAUUGUUCAGAUGGAACGCUUUUUCUUGAUGUGCAAGCUGUUCAAUUGCACGUAUCGCAUAAAUUCUUGCAAGUGGUAUCUCGCUUUGCUUACUUAGAACCGACUUUUUUGUUUUCGAAACCCUGUCUAGGAAAAAAAAGUAGAGACCAAAUCAGCAUCCCUAGGGAUAACAAGUUCUUUGCUUUCCGUCCGAGAUGGAGUAUUAAGGUGCUUGUAGCUCCAAGUGUGAUAUCGUACCGAGGACAAAUUAGUGCGGGAAGGAGAACGGCUGGCAUUUGGAUGAAGUCCGGCCAAUUGUUUGCGAGCGUGGGUGUUGGUGGUAAUGAUAAGACCCAGGAGUUGUUCCGUUCACUAGAACAAACCGUGGAUGAAAUUACUCGUUUUGUUGCUGUGCCUACACUGGAAAUGAUGAUGAAUAUUGACAAGCUUGGUAUCAACACCUCCAACGACUUGCCUCUCCUGCAGGUACAUUUUCAAAACACGUUAGCCGGUCCCAUUCCCGCACAUACUUUUAGUACUUGGCAGCAGUUUUCGAAAUACAUCAGUGCUGUGUCCGAGACUCAACGGCUGCUAUAUGAAUGUAGUGCUCGGAUAACUGGCGAACAGCAUCAAAUGCUUGAACGAGUGGCGGUUGGGGAAACGGACGUCUAUUUGCUGUAUACUGAUAUGGUCCGGGUAAGUGUCCAGGCCGAAGUGAACGCUCUGCGCGUGAAGAUUUCACCUUUCUCGUUGCGGGCCAUGCGUUACCUGUUGAACCCACUUGCCAUCAGCGACAAUCCAUAUGACAAACGUUUCCAUGACCUACGCGGUGGUAGUAUAGCCGAUUGCGCUAGUCUGUGUGCUAGUCCUCGAAAUACAAUUCAACGUCUACGAGAAUCUUCGGUGGAUGAUUUUAAGAUGUUGAGGCGAGUGGCAGAAGGACGACGACCUUCACCUGGGGAGCUCGUAUUUACGGAGGCUCUUAUGAUCGAGACCGCGAGCGCCGUUAUGGCCAACACGUCUGCGGUUGCUGGUGCAGACAUUCGGAUUCAGGUUGAUUCGAACAAGUUUGGCAUCAAGCUAGCUGAUGUGGUAGCCUACCUCAAGAAGUGCAACGAGCCAUGGAUCAUCGAAGAGCAUGAAACUGGCAGCGAACCGUCUUCGUGCACGGGAUUGGGUCACAAAACACACGGCUGGGCGGGGAUACGCUGGUGCUAUCACAUACCACGUAAGAUUCACAAGGUUGUUGCAAACCCAGUACCUUUUCCUCCUAAUGGAGUCUUAAUGGGAUGGCCGUCGUCAAGCUGGGAUCAGAGUCAAGACGAAGAUGCAGGCAGGCUUUGCGAUAUUCUGUGUCAAUUAAGAUGUUGGGACAGCAAGAAGACUUCUUAUGUCGUCGUGUGCGAAUUUCAUGUUCCCUGGGAAGUUGCGCUGCCAAAUGUAGGUUCUGAUGAGCCAGGAGAUGCCAGUGAACCAGAAACUUUUAUGGAGUUGAUGAAUCAGUGGUUUGACGAUGACAUUGAGAAAGCGCACUAUCGAUCAAAAUUGCUUGAAUUUGGUGCUCGAACGAGGACGUUCUCAUUUGAUAGCAACCUUUCUUCGGACAAUUGGGAACUAAGAUGGAGAGCUCCGCUGCAGUAUGAACAAGAGUUCGAGAACAAGCAGAAGCGUCUCGUGGUAAACGCCUUGCUUGCAUCAUCGCUUCAGGUGCAUUCGGUGUUGACGUGUGACGCCUAUGAGCGCUUAGUAUCGACUGUUACACUUCCACUAAUUACGCUGUCUAUCAGCCAGGUGGGCUCAGGAAACGACUCUCACGAUAUUAUAACUGCCGAGCUUAAUGAUACAGGGCUCUCGUGUGCGACUUCGGGUCGUCUUCACACCAGGACGUUUAAUUUGUGUUUGUCGUCGUCGGUCCAAGCAUACCUUGACAACAUGGCUCAGCUGCUUACUGUAUCGAUUAUUCCGCGAACUUCAGUUGACGCAACAGUCGAGGUAUCUCGAAAGGGCGUUGAGCUUGCCGCCCAGAUUGGUCCAGUCUCCGUCCUUUUAAAUCAGACAACGAUGCUUGUGAUUUCGUCAAUUCCAAAGCUCCUGCAGACGAAUACAACAACUUCUGACGAUGCUCCAGUAAAUGUGGAUAACAAGCUGUGCAAGAUGCGCAUAAGCAUUGUCAAUUGCUCAGGUAUGGAUAUCCGGUAUCGACAAGAAGGAACUCCUGAGUGCUUAUUCUUAGCUGCAGACACCAGUGCAGCAUAUAGCUGGCUCUCCUUGGCAAGUUACCCGUUUUAUGAGCUUAGCUUUGCUGUGGAGAAUACGGGUCAGGAGCCAAUCGAAGCACAUAACAGCCAAGACAAGAAAAGCAAUGGCGAGCAGGCGGUGCACAAUGAUCUUCUCUGGUGCGAUCCAUGCAGGAUCAAAGAAAAUGCUGUAACUGGUCGUUAUUUGGGCGCUCGCGGCUUCUUGUGGGUUUGUGUGGAGCUGAAUGGUUUACAGACGAUAGUAACGCUUCGAUCGUCGCUGACUGUUCAAAAUCGUUGUCACUUUCCGGUGCUGAUCAAAGUGAAUGAGGAAACUCCCACAUUUCAUCCUAGAAGACUUGAGAAGUUCUGUCAAGAGAGCUGCAUUAAGAGUAGUGUAAAGUGUCACUCUAAAUGUACUUCAUUGACGGAUCGGGGUGCACUCUAUCCGUAUCUGCAGAAGCAGAUGACGAUGAGUUGCGGAUUAUGCUGA
Molecule: messenger RNA, 8628 nt
Organism: Peronospora matthiolae
Lineage: Eukaryota; Oomycota; Peronosporomycetes; Peronosporales; Peronosporaceae
Source: the annotation of a GenBank genome assembly